Messenger RNA from Ananas comosus (pineapple), 2312 nucleotides. Its product is annotated as calcium-binding mitochondrial carrier protein SCaMC-1-like. NCBI's taxonomy places the organism in Eukaryota, Viridiplantae, Streptophyta, Magnoliopsida, Poales, Bromeliaceae. The record is from RefSeq and is a predicted model, not a curated record. Gene Ontology annotation, molecular function: ATP transmembrane transporter activity; calcium ion binding. Gene Ontology annotation, biological process: transmembrane transport.
CCUCCUCCUCCUCCUUCUUCUUCUGUCGGAUGGUCUCCUACACUAAUUUCCUUUGGAGCCGAUGAUGAUGCUCUGCUCGUUGGAUUGAUUUGGGAAUCGGGAUCGGCCUGAGAGACAGAGAGACAGAGCAGAGCGGAGGGAUGUCCUCCGGUGCUGCGGCCCAGGCGGUGGAACAGCGCGGCGUCGGCUUCCCCGCGCAUGCCAAGAUGGAUGCGAAGGCCGGCCCCGACGGCAGCGAGCAGCAGGGCCGGCCCGUGGGCUGCAACCCCGUGAAGAAACCUGGCCCCGUCUCGAUGGACCACGUCCUCCUCGCCCUUCGCGAGACCCAGGAGGAGCGCGAGCUCCGCAUCCGCAGCCUCUUCAACUUCUUCGACGCCGCCGGCCUCGGCCACCUCGACUACACCCAGAUCGAGACCGGCCUCUCUGCUCUUCAGAUCCCUGCAGAGUACAAGUACGCCAGGGACCUCCUCAAGGUCUGCGACGCCAACCGCGACGGCCGCGUCGAUUACCACGAGUUCCGCCGCUACAUGGAUGACAAGGAACUCGAGCUCUACCGCAUCUUCCAGGCUAUCGACGUUGAGCACAAUGGCUGCAUCCUGCCUGAGGAGCUCUGGGACGCACUCGUCAAGGCAGGAAUAGAAAUUGAUGAUGAAGAGCUUGCCCGUUUUGUAGAGCAUGUGGAUAAGGAUAACAAUGGAAUUAUAACUUUUGAAGAAUGGAGAGAUUUUCUUCUACUUUACCCCCAUGAAGCAACUAUUGAAAACAUCUACCAGUACUGGGAAAGAGUUUGUCUCGUAGAUAUAGGGGAACAGGCUGCAAUCCCAGAAGGUAUAAGCAAGCAUGUAAGUGCUAGCAAGUAUUUGAUCGCAGGAGGAGUUGCUGGAGCGACUUCUCGUACAGCCACUGCUCCUCUUGAUCGUCUUAAAGUGGUUAUGCAAGUACAAACUACAAGCACCCAGAUUAUACCAGCAAUCAAGAACAUAUGGAGGGAGGGACGUUUCUUGUCAUUUUUCAGGGGAAAUGGAUUAAAUGUGAUGAAAGUUGCACCGGAAAGUGCAAUUAGAUUUUACACUUAUGAAAUGUUAAAAGAAUUUAUUGUCAAAACUAAAGGGGAGAAUAAAGGUGAUAUUGGUGCUUCUGGACGCCUCAUUGCUGGCGGGUUGGCUGGUGCAGUGGCACAAACUGCAAUUUAUCCGAUGGAUCUUGUUAAAACACGACUGCAAACUUAUGCAUGUGAAGGCGGAAAAGUUCCUAGCCUUGGUACCCUGUCGAGAGACAUUUGGAGGCAGGAAGGGCCUCGAGCUUUCUACAGAGGUCUUGUACCUUCUCUUCUUGGAAUUAUUCCUUAUGCAGGUAUUGAUCUUGCAGCAUAUGAGACCUUGAAAGAUAUGUCUAAGACAUAUGUUCUCCAAGACAGCGAACCUGGUCCACUUGUGCAACUGGGUUGUGGAACCAUCUCCGGAGCUCUUGGAGCAACAUGUGUUUAUCCCUUGCAGGUUAUAAGAACGAGAUUGCAAGCUCAACAAGCUAAUUCAAAAACUGCUUAUAAAGGGAUGUCUGAUGUAUUCUGGAGGACCCUUCAGCAUGAGGGUUUUUCUGGAUUCUACAAAGGAAUAUUUCCAAACCUUCUCAAAGUGGUGCCAUCUGCUAGUAUUACAUAUCUAGUUUAUGAAACCAUGAAGAAGAGUCUUUCUCUUGAUUAGCGAGUAGGUGCUACCUUUGCUUGGUAGCCACCAUUAUUGACAUGGUUGACUGUAGAGUUCAUGAUGACAAGGCCAAGUACAGAGUUGCUAAUAGAGUAGGUGAUCCUUUAUUUAUAUGAUUAGAUUUUGUCUUCAGGAUAUGAAGUAGAGAUUACAGUAGCAAAUUUUCUGUCUAAUGCUCUUGUAACUAAUAAGAAUAAGAUACAUCAGGUUAUCUUCAAUACCGGAUGUCGAUCUACCAGGUAAUGACGUCUUCACAGUUCUUGAAGACCUAUAUUGCUUCCAGGAGUAUCUUUACUACUAUUAUGUGAUAGUGUGAUACACAUGAAGAACAUGCUUUUAUUUAGAUUUUCAUUCCUCAUACUCAACCAGCUCUAGAACUUGUUUAGGGGCUGGCUUAUUGGGUGCGUAAUACCCCUCUAGAAAGGGUGCGGCUGAUAUGUAUUUUUGAGAAAAACUUUAUCAAAAGAGCGGGGAAUGCUCAAAUUUUUUGACAUAGUAUAUAGAUAUAAUUAUUCAACUUGGUGGGCCAUUGUGGUAUAUAGCUUGAUUACACUUAAUCAUGUAACUCAAUGUGUAGCUAUUAGCUUCUAUGUUGUGGUUUCCCCA